Messenger RNA from Nematocida major, 213 nucleotides. RefSeq lists its product as uncharacterized. NCBI's taxonomy places the organism in Eukaryota, Fungi, Microsporidia. The transcript has a single exon. The record is from RefSeq and is a predicted model, not a curated record. Bases 1 to 213 code for a protein of 70 amino acids.
AUGUCUAUUGUCAUUAAAAUUCCAAAGACAAUGAGAAAAGAGAGCAUAACUGUCGUGAAGUACAGGGACGGGCGGCUGUUUCUAAAAACAGGGGCAGCCUCGUACCAGGUAACAGAGCUUCCUUUAGACACGCCAAAAUACAUAAUAAAUUCAGAGGGGGCUAAAAUUGUAAAAGUAACCAACAAAGGGCUUAUAAGAAGGUCAAUAAAAUGA